AUGUAUCAAGAGCAGAAAUCCGACAACAUGGCUUCUCCGCAGAACUAUCCUCCUAAUCCCAACUCUGCUCCGUAUCCUCCAUCGUAUCCCAACUCUGCUCCAUAUCCUCCAUCGUAUCCUAACUCUGCUCCGUAUCCUCCACAAUACGGCCAACCUCAAACCUUUAACAAUGUGGUGGUGAAUUCUCAGCCUGCCAUGAUGGCCGUAUCUCCUGUUCGUGUGACCUACAAGGAUUACUUGGGAUUGUCCAUCUUCAACCUUAUCUGCUGCUGCUUGCCCCUUGGGAUCGCCGCUCUGGUUUAUUCUUGCAAGACUCGAGAUUCCUUGGCACGCGGGGACAUGGUUUCUGCUUCCAGUGAGUCGCGGACGACGUUUACUUUGAACAUGGUAGCCCUGGGAAUAGGAAUUACUGUGAACAUCAUUUGGAUAGCGCUCGUUAGUUACUACACAUCAAUCGUCUACACUUAUUCCAAUUCAAACUAUUAUGGCUAACGCUAAUCCCUGCGUGUGUGUUUGCUGUGUGUUUGCUGUACAUUCUUCCUGAUUUGUUUUCACUUUUUUUUCUUAUAUAUGAAGUGAUUGCUAAAACUUAGCGUUUUGUUUGCCCAUCACAUUAUAAUAAAUCUCUUUUCUUAUUGUCGUUUGUCAGUAUUCUAUUUUUUGCAUUCAGUGGUCAUUAGUUGAAUUGUGCUGCCAUCUAUUGGUGAAAGCGUGCAAGUGUGCUUCUCACG
This is a messenger RNA of Spea bombifrons (plains spadefoot toad), 731 nucleotides long. Its product is annotated as proline rich transmembrane protein 1B-like. The record is from RefSeq and is a predicted model, not a curated record. Gene Ontology annotation, cellular component: membrane. Lineage: Eukaryota; Metazoa; Chordata; Amphibia; Anura; Pelobatidae. The transcript is spliced from 2 exons. The coding region runs from base 1 to 492 and encodes 163 amino acids.